AUGAAACAAUUUGUGGCAGUACCAGCAACCAGUCGGAGCGGCACGAUGAAGCAACCACUCAUCGGAACAUUCAUCGCUCCACCGCCAAUUCCACCAUCACUACCACAGAGUUACCGCGAAUCGGACUUUUCGAACCGGAAUUCGAUGCACACAGCUAGAUCAACACGUCUUGAAGAGUCAGUUUUUCUUCCGUUUUCUUUUUUGGAUCUUGUCCUUUUUGACGGCUCUUCGUUGUCGUCUCUCACUCGCUUAUUCAAUAAUCAGUUUACUACUUCUGUGCCCGUUUCGAACAACUCCCGACUCCAAAAAGUUUUUGGGUCGGGAGCCUCCGCGCGAUGCUCUUCGACAGAGGGAGUUCUGACAAUUUAA
Molecule: messenger RNA, 369 nt
Organism: Caenorhabditis briggsae
Lineage: Eukaryota; Metazoa; Nematoda; Chromadorea; Rhabditida; Rhabditidae
Exons: 2
Coding region: 1-369 (122 amino acids)
Source: RefSeq, a predicted model, not a curated record